AAGAAAGAAAUUGUUAGUAAAGUUUUUGCAAAGGGUGUAGCAGAAGAGUCAAUGUCAAACAAUCCUCAAAUAGAGUAUGAUGUUUUUGUUAGCUUCAGGGGCAAGGAUAUCCGCCAAGGUUUUCUUAGCCAUUUGAUUGAGGCUUUUCCUCGGAAGCAAAUAACUGCCUUUGUUGAUGAUAAACUUAGAAGAGGAGAUGAUAUAUCGCCAUCACUUCUUGGAGCAAUUGAAGGAUCAUUCAUUUCAUUAAUCAUAUUCUCUGAAGACUAUGCUUCUUCACAUUGGUGUUUGGAAGAACUUGUAAAAAUAGUUGAAUGCAAAGAGAAAAAAGGACAGAUUGUAAUACCUGUUUUCUACCAUGUCGAUCCCACCGAUGUACGACAUCAAAAGAAGAGUUUUGGAAAUGCACUACAUGAACAUGAAAAAAAGUAUAAUUUGUCCAAGGUGCAAAUGUGGAGAGAUGCUUUGAACAAAUCUGCUAAUUUAUCAGGGAUCAAAUCAUCUGAUUUUCGGAAUGAUGCUGAGUUGCUUGAAGAAAUUGUCAAUCUUGUGUUGAUGAGGUUGAGUAAGCACCCAGUUAAUUCAAAGGGACUUAUUGGAAUUGACAAAUCAAUUGCACAUUUGGAAUCAUUAUUAUGUGAAGAGUCAAAAGCCGUCCGUGUUAUUGGAAUUUGGGGUAUGGGCGGCAUCGGUAAGACAACCAUUGCAGAAGAAUUAUUUAACAAACUAUGUUUUAAAUAUGAAGGGUGCUGUUUUUUGGCAAAUGUGAGAGAAGAAUCAAGAAGACAUGGGAUACUUUCUUUAAAAGAAAAACUUUUUUCUGCAUUAUUAGUAGAAGAUGUACAAAUUAACACACCAAAUGGAUUGUCCAGUGAUAUUGGAAGAAGGAUUGGUCGUAAGAAGGUUCUUAUUAUUCUUGAUGAUGUUGAUGAUCCGGAUCAAGUAGAAAAAUUAUUUGGAACCCGUGAUUGCUUCAGAUCAGGUAGUAGAAUAAUUGUAACGACAAGGGAUAAGCAAGUACUGAAUGCCAACAAAGUUGAUGACAUAUACCAGGUUGGGGAAUUAAGCUAUGGUGAAGCACUUGAGCUUUUCAAUUUGAAUGCCUUUAAUAAAAGUCAUCUUGAUAUGGAGUAUUAUGAGCUAUCAAAGAGGGUGGUCCAUUAUGCCAAAGGCAUUCCAUUAGUUCUUAAAGUUUUGGGUCAUCUUCUCUGUGGAAAAGAUAAGGUAGCAUGGGAAAGUCAGUUGGACAAACUUAAAAAACUGCCAAGUAAAAAAGUUCAUGAUGUAAUGAGACUAAGUUAUGAUGAUCUAGAUCACAGAGAGCAAAAGAUUUUUUUAGAUCUUGCAUAUCAUGAAAGUGAUAAUUCAGUGACUAUUGUGUUGGAAAGGCUAAAAGAUAAAGCUCUUAUAAAUGUUUCUAAAGAUAAUUAUGUGUCUAUGCAUGAUAUUAUACAAGAAAUGGCUUGGGAGAUAGUUCGCCAAGAGUCAAGUGAAGAACCUGGAAAUCGCAGUCGAUUAGGGGAUCCUGAUGACGUUUUCCAUGUAUUAAAAAAUGAUACAGGGACUAGGGCCAUCAGAAGCAUAACGGCAGACUUGCCUAUGAUUAAGAAGUUGAAGUUAAGCUCUCAUAUGUUUGUUAAUCUGAACAAACUUCAAUUUUUCGAUUUUUAUUAUGAAUACAGUCAUUACAGCACAGAUCCUUUUCCUGAAGGACUUCAAUAUGUUCCAACUGAACUAAGAUAUCUUCGUUGGAUAAAUUGUCCUUUGAAAUUCCUUGCAGAGCAAUUUUCUCCUGAGAAACUUGUGAUAUUAGAUUUGUCAUGUAGCCAAGUGGAAAAGCUUUGGGAUGGAGUGAAAAAUCUGGAGAAUUUAAAAGAAGUUAUACUCAAAGGUUGUGCACUCUUAAAAGAGCUACCAGACUUUUCAAAAGCUACAAAUCUCAAAGUAUUGGAUAUUAGUUAUUGUGAACAGCUGACUAGUGUACACCUUUCUAUUUUCACUCUUAAAAAGCUUGAGAGUUUGAAUCUAAGUGGUUGUCUUUCCCUUACCAAACUCUCAAGUGAUUCCCAUUUGAGCUCCCUUUGUUAUCUUGACCUUCAUGGCUGCCGCAAACUAAGGGAAUUCUCGGUGACAUCAGAGAAUAUGAUUGAACUAAAUUUGUCAAACACUUGUGUCAGUGAAUUGCCUUCAUCUUUUGGACAUCAAAGCAAGCUUGAAAUUCUACAUCUAGAAAACACCAAAAUUAAUAGCUUGCCUUCAAGCAUAAAGAAUCUAACAAGACUGAGAUAUCUUAGUGUGCGUAGUUGUGCUAAGCUUCAAGCUUUACCAGAGCUUCCUGCAUCUCUUGAAACUAUAAUUGCCAUCAAUUGCACAUCACUGGAGUUCAUGUUGUUCCCAUUAUUGUGUACUCAACAACUUCACGAAAAUAGAAAAGGAGUUGAGUUUUGGGAUUGCCCAAAAUUGAAUGAAGAUUCUCUUAUGGCUAUUGGUUUGAAUGCACAAGUCAACAUAAUGAAUUUUGCAUACCAGCAUUUAUCAGCACCAAAAUAUGAAUGCAUUGAAAAUUACAGUGAUUACAAUGAUCUUCAUGUUUCUUAUCAAGCAGUGUACAUGUAUCCAGGAGGCAGUGUUCCAGAGUGGUUGAUUUACAAGACCACAAAGGAUUAUAUAAUUAUUGAUCUCUCUUCUACUCUACAUUCCCCUUUAUUGGGCUUCAUUUUCUGCUUCAUCCUCAGCAAGGACAAGCAAUUAUUUUUCGGCCAAAAAUUGCAAUUUAACAUCACUGUAAGUGAUGGUGACAGUGAAAGGAAAGAGGACAAUGUUGAAAUAUACACUUCAAUGCCAUCUCCGAUAAUUGCAUUAGAUCAUGUGUGUGUCGUAUACGACCAACGAUGUUCAAGCUACCUAAAUAGCAGAAUCAAAAUCCAACCAAAGCUUUUAAUCAAGGCUACAGCAUUGGUGACAUCUAAGUAUAGCGAAGAUAGUAAUCCCAAAAGGGUGCUACUAAAAGGAUUUGGGGUCACCCCAAUAAACACCCCAAUAUAUCGAAACUUGAUUCAGCAAAUGAGAUUGCGUUACUGA
Molecule: messenger RNA, 3081 nt
Organism: Abrus precatorius (Indian licorice)
Lineage: Eukaryota; Viridiplantae; Streptophyta; Magnoliopsida; Fabales; Fabaceae
Product: putative disease resistance protein At4g11170
Exons: 6
Coding region: 52-3081 (1009 amino acids)
Biological process (GO): signal transduction; defense response
Molecular function (GO): ADP binding
Source: RefSeq, a predicted model, not a curated record